GGCGCGCGUGGGGAUUUCAUAGUUUUUCCUUUGCAACACAGAACCAAAGUGAAGGAACUGUGAAGUCACAAGUUAGCGGCGCGCGCACACACACACACACUCUGAACUGUAACCCACGAAAGCAGGAUAAUCUUUGUCCCUCCAAUCCCGACUUAGAUUUACUGUUAAACCGUUUCUUUCCUUUGCACUUCUUCAAUCAAUGGCAGCAACCUCAACAUCACUCUUCUCCAAUCUCCGUUCUCUCAACUCUCAACCUUUCUCUUCCUCUCUUUCGUUCUUCCAAAACGUCCAUUCCAAUCUCUCCUUCUCUUCUCAUAAACCUGCGCGUGGCGUAGUUGCCAUGGCUGGCUCUGGCAAGUUCUUUGUUGGUGGCAAUUGGAAGUGUAAUGGAACCAAAGACUCCAUCAGUAAGCUUGUCUCUGACUUGAACAGUGCAAAAUUGGAGCCUUACGUUGAUGUUGUUGUUGCACCUCCCUUCGUAUAUAUCGAUAAGGUGAAAAACUCAAUAACAGAUAGGAUAGAGAUAUCUGCUCAGAAUUCAUGGGUGGGAAAAGGUGGGGCUUUCACUGGAGAAGUCAGCGUGGAGCAACUAAAAGACCUUGGCUGCAAAUGGGUUAUUCUCGGACAUUCUGAGCGAAGACAUAUAAUUGGAGAAAAUGAUGAGUUUAUAGGAAAGAAAGCUGGCUAUGCUUUGAGUGAGGGUCUUGGAGUGAUAGCGUGUAUUGGGGAACUGUUACAAGAAAGAGAAGCAGGGAAAACAUUCGAUGUUUGUUUCCAGCAAUUGAAGGCUUUUGCAGAUGCAGUGCCAAGUUGGGAUAAUAUAGUUAUUGCAUACGAGCCUGUAUGGGCCAUUGGAACUGGCAAAGUGGCCACACCCCAGCAAGCCCAGGAAGUCCAUGCAGCUGUUCGUGAUUGGCUUAAAAAGCAUGUCUCGGCUGAAGUUGCAUCGAAAACGCGAAUUAUUUAUGGAGGGUCUGUAAAUGGGAGCAACUGUGCUGAGCUCUCAAAGCAAGAAGACAUUGAUGGAUUUCUUGUUGGUGGUGCUUCAUUAAAGGGUCCUGAGUUUGCUACCAUUGUCAAUUCAGUCACAUCCAAGAAAGUUGCGGCUUAACUACUUACUAUGGUUAAGUUAGUAUUAUUUGUGGCAAUACAUGGAGUUUUUUUUCAUUACUCGUAGCAAUUUUCUCUGGCAACGAGGUGCAUGUUUGAUUUAGUUUGAUUUGAAGAAAUAAUCGCUUGUUGUUUUCAAUAUCCUGAUAGAAAGGUACUUUAAAAAAGAAACGAUUAUUUCUUCAAAUUUAAGUGUUUCUAAGCAUGCAAGGUAUGAAAAACAUUUUUUUUAGCCAUGAUUUUCUUGGAGCGAUUACAGAUGCAAAGCGUCUUAAAAGGCAAUAAACGUUCCUAGAUUGUUGGU
Molecule: messenger RNA, 1414 nt
Organism: Abrus precatorius (Indian licorice)
Lineage: Eukaryota; Viridiplantae; Streptophyta; Magnoliopsida; Fabales; Fabaceae
Product: triosephosphate isomerase, chloroplastic-like
Exons: 9
Coding region: 200-1111 (303 amino acids)
Biological process (GO): glycolytic process; gluconeogenesis; glycerol catabolic process
Cellular component (GO): cytosol
Molecular function (GO): triose-phosphate isomerase activity
Source: RefSeq, a predicted model, not a curated record